Pocillopora meandrina is the source of this 836-nucleotide messenger RNA. Lineage: Eukaryota; Metazoa; Cnidaria; Anthozoa; Scleractinia; Pocilloporidae. The record is from the annotation of a GenBank genome assembly.
AUGCGAGAAUCGAUCUUGGAUGCUUUGAGGGAGAGCCCUUCAAAAGUGGAUGAGAAACCUAAAGAAGGCAACCCUCAACCUCCCGUCCAACAAAACGAAUGCUUGAGCACUUUGUAUAAUAACGUCAUGAAGCCGGUGGCUGACCUGGUUCAAGGGGAUGAGCUAUUCAUUAUUCCCGAUGGACCCCUGUGGCUCGCUCCUUACGCUGCAUUCAAGGAUGGUAAUUCUAAAUACCUGUGUGAAUCGUUCAGAAUCCGACUCGCUCCAUCGUUAAGAAGUCUUAGACUCAUUGCCGAUUGCCCAGAUGAUUAUCACAAAAGCAGUGGAGCGUUAUUUGUAGGAGAUCCAUGGGUAGCCGAGCUUACUAACACCAAAAUAGAGAAACCCCUCGAGCAGCUUCCGUGUGCUAAAGAAGAAGUAGAAAUGAUCGGAAAUAUUCUGAAUAUCACGCCAAUCACUGGCAGACAGGCCACGAAACGUGAGGUGUUGAAAAGACUCAGUUUCGUUUCCCUAGUUUACUUGGGGCACACGGAUGUAUGGAAACUGGCGAAAUUGCUCUUACACCUGAUUCAGACCGAAUAUCUUCUAUGCCAACGGAGGAGGAUUACAUUUUAACAAUUGAAGAUGUGUUGAAUGUUCAACUUUGCGCCAAACUUGUUGUGCUUAGUUGCUGUUACAGCGGUCGGGGCGAGAUCAAGGCUGAAGGUGCGGUUGACAUUGCGUGCGCUUUUAUGGUUGCUGGUGCUCGGUCUGUUGUGGUGUCCUUGUGGGCGAUUGAUGACAUGGCUACUCUCGAGUUCAUGAAAUGCUUUUAUCAACACCUUGCAGAAGGUUAA